Molecule: messenger RNA, 1311 nt
Organism: Ascoidea rubescens DSM 1968
Lineage: Eukaryota; Fungi; Ascomycota; Saccharomycetes; Ascoideales; Ascoideaceae
Product: chromatin-modulating protein MRC1
Exons: 2
Coding region: 1-1311 (436 amino acids)
Source: RefSeq, a predicted model, not a curated record
AUGAGCGAAAAAAUUAAAAACAUAUUUGGAGAGGAUUCCUUAUUGAAUCUUGCUCCAACACAGGUUCAAUAUAAAUCAUAUUCUAAGAAAAAAAUAUUGGAUCACAUUAGUGAAAAUGAAAAUGACAGUGGGGAUAAAAGUGAUAAUGAGUAUGAGUAUGAGGUUGAUAGUACAGAUGUUCCAACUUUAGAUGAUAAGAUUUCAGCAUCAUCUAAAAAUACGAAAAACAAUAAAUCUUCAGUUUAUGGGGUAGAAAAUGAAGUGGAAGUGGAAGAUAUAUCGGACACUGAAGACCAAAAUGAACUGCUUCAGAAGGUCAAACUUGCGAUCAAACGUCAGGCUCAAAAUGAGCUUCGAAAUAAAAUUAAAAAGAGAGAGUUAGCAAAAUCUGGAUUGGGAGAUAUCUUUGAAGAAGAAGCCAUUGAAUCUGAUGAUGAAUGGCAUGGUAUUGGUGGAGCUGAUCGUAAUGAUAAGGAUGAUUUUGAAAUGGAUUCAGAAGAUGAAAGAAUGAUUAAUGAUUCGAAGAAUAUCAAUUAUAAUCAUGAUGCAUUGAAGGAGUUUUAUAAUAAAGAAAAUCUUAGUAAUGAUAGAGAGUAUGUUUCUAAAUUAUUAAAUGAUAUUAAGACAGGAAAACUUCGAUCAAGAGUUAAUAGAGAUGGAUUUGGUAGAGGAGGAAUUGACGACCUUGAUUUAGAAUUGAGUGAUGAUGAUGAUGAUGAAUUGGCUAGAUUUCAUCGUAUGAAAGCAGAAAGACAAAGAAGAAAACUUUUAGAAAAUAAUGAGAUGAGAAAUUUAGCUAAAAAUGAUAAAACUAAAGCAUUUUUUGAAAGUAUAGCAGAAGAUACAAAUACAGAUAGCUUAAAAAUUGAUAAUGGAAACCAACCAAUAGUUAAGAGAAGAAGAAUUCAAAUAACGUCAGAAUUUGUGAAAAAGACUUUAUCAUUUAUUAAUAAUGAUGAUUUAGCAACUGAGGAGGAGAGAUAUUUACAAACUGAAAAGUUAUCGCUUUCUCAACAUAAUUUUAAGUCUCAAAUAGAAAUGAAGGAUGAAUUUGCUAAAAUUAAAGAAAGAAUUAGACAAAAGAAAUUGAGAGAAGAAGAGUACAAAAGAACCAAAGUUCACGAUAUUGAAUUGGGUAAUGAAUCAAAGAAGGGAAUCCAUAAGACGAGGUCUAUAAUUGAGAAUUACAAAACAUUUUUAAGUGAAAACAAAGACUUUGCAUCCGAACAAAUAACAGUUAAUAAGAAUUACAAGAAUGCGAAUACGAAUUCUGCAUCUGUUAUGUUCCUUAUAAAUAAAAAUAAGAAUUAA